GGGAAGCUCCACGUUAACAAACCGGUUGCCAGCGCUGCCACUGGAAGCUCUGCUAGUCACCUAUUACCCUCUACAUUACCUUUACCUCACCUACCUACUCCAUGACUAUGGACGCCUGCUCCUUAGCAUCCAGCGCUUCUCUCCUUCUCGUCCGACCUGCUUCCCAGCCGCGCGCUCUCUCUCUCUCUCAUGAGCCAACUAGCCAAUCGACGGAAAAAGCGCCAUGGUCUCUGCCUCGCCGUCACCGCACAAGCCGCGGCGCAAGACGAAGAAGACAGAUAGCGCUGCCACCCACGCCAGCCCCAAGCCCGAAGUGCUGGUCCGAAGCCCUUCGUUUCCUCUGGCCGCCUUCCUCUGGCCUGCCAGGGGCUCCCUUUCGCAAUGGGAGGUUCUGCCGCUCAUCCUCAUGGUCGUCGGCCUGUUUAGAUGGGCUGCCGGCCUUUGGGGAUAUUCAGGCUUCCAGAAGCCGCCCAUGUUCGGUGAUUACGAGGCACAAAGACAUUGGAUGGAAAUCACCACGAGCCUGCCCAUAUCGCAGUGGUACUUUCACGACCUGCAGUGGUGGGGGCUCGAUUACCCCCCCCUGACCGCCUAUCACAGCUGGCUGCUCGGCAAGGUCGGGUCUGCCAUAGAUCCGUCGUGGUUUGCCCUCUACACCUCGCGCGGCCUCGAAGACCCGGCGCUCAAGAUAUUCAUGAGGGCGACCGUUAUCGUGUCCGAGUACCUUGUCUACAUACCAGCCGCCGUGGUGUUUAUCCGCAGGUACAGCAAGCUCUCUGGCGUGGCCCAGUGGAGCGCGUCGGUGGCACUUGUCGCUAUACUCAUGCAGCCUGCUAUUAUCCUCAUUGAUCACGUUCAUUUCCAGUAUAACACGAUGAUGCUUGGCUUCGUCUUGGCUAGCAUGUCUAGCAUGGUGGCAGGACGGUAUAUGUGGUCGUCCAUCUUCUUCGUUGCCGCACUGGGGUUCAAGCAGAUGGCGCUGUACUACGCCCCGGCCGUAUUCGCCUUUCUCCUCGGCAGUUGCAUGUUCCCUCGGAUCAAUAUAGGGCGUCUGAUGGGAAUUGCCGCGGUCACGCUGGCCUCCUUCGCCGUCCUCGUCCUCCCUAUCGUCAUAGGCACUCUAUACGAUGCUAGCCGAGGCGUAGACGCACAGCCUGGCCUCGAAGAUCCCCGACCCGCACUACCCCUUUUCGCCUCUCUCUCCGAUCGUCUUGACACGGGGGCUCCCUACUACCCAGUUUUUGAGCAGAUGGCCCAGAUGAUCCACCGAAUGUUUCCCUUCGCGCGGGGACUGUUUGAGGAUAAGGUUGCUAAUUUUUGGUGUGCGGCAAACGUCGUCAUUAAAUUGCGGCGGUAUCCGGUUGAACUGCUUCAGCGGGCGUCGCUCUUGUCGACUCUCGCCGUCAUCGCUCCACCCUGUCUAUUGAUCUUCAUCCAGCCGCGCAAGGAACUCCUACCGUACGCCUUCAGCGCAACUGCUUGGGGCUUUUUCCUGUUCAGUUACCAGGUUCACGAGAAGAGUGUGCUCCUGCCGCUCCUCCCUAUGACGGUACUCCUCGCGGGAAAGCAAGGGCUGGGAAAGGAGAUUAGGUCCUGGGUUGGAUUUGGUAACGUCGUCGGCGCCUGGACGAUGUUCCCGCUGCUCCAAAGGGUCGACCUGCGUGUGCCUUACGCCGUCUUGACGCUCUUGUGGACGUAUUUACUAGGUCUACCUCCCGUGUCGACCAGCGCAUACUUCCAGGAAGGCCAGAACAUCUGGGUCCAAUGGAUGACCGCCAUUGUCCACGGCAGUUUCUACGCCGCCAUGGGUGCCUGGCACGUCCUGGAUUUUUUCGUCGCUCCGCCCCCGGAAAAACCCGACCUCUGGGUCGUCGCCAACGUCGUCGUCGGCGCGGCUGGGUUUGCGCUCUGCUACGCCUGGUGCCUCUGGGGGUUGGUUCAGGAGAGCGGAAUUCUCUCUGGGGGCUUGGUUAAAUCAAAAGAAGGCAAGCUUAAAGCGAAGUGACCUUGUGUGUAGGGAAAUAUAGACCAACCUGCCCACAUCGGCGCUUCUGAGUUAAUGCGAACAUUUAUGGACUAACUAUU
Messenger RNA from Durotheca rogersii, 2085 nucleotides. Its product is annotated as glycosyltransferase family 57 protein. Lineage: Eukaryota; Fungi; Ascomycota; Sordariomycetes; Xylariales; Xylariaceae. Bases 224 to 2005 code for a protein of 593 amino acids. Gene Ontology annotation, cellular component: endoplasmic reticulum membrane. Gene Ontology annotation, molecular function: dolichyl pyrophosphate Man9GlcNAc2 alpha-1,3-glucosyltransferase activity. Gene Ontology annotation, biological process: protein N-linked glycosylation. The transcript has 2 exons. The record is from RefSeq and is a predicted model, not a curated record.